This is a messenger RNA of Homarus americanus (American lobster), 3670 nucleotides long. RefSeq lists its product as uncharacterized. Lineage: Eukaryota; Metazoa; Arthropoda; Malacostraca; Decapoda; Nephropidae. Gene Ontology annotation, molecular function: protein binding. The record is from RefSeq and is a predicted model, not a curated record. The transcript has 10 exons. The coding region runs from base 170 to 1108 and encodes 312 amino acids.
GGUUGAUAACUUGGAUAAGUCGCCAGUAGAUAACCUGCCUUCUUGACGGACGGGCACAACUUCCUCAAGUUGCUGUCUGACUCUUGCACAACUCUUCAGUCUUCAUUGCUUGCUAGCCCCUGUAGUGUCAACACGCACGCUCAUUGCCGAAGAAGCAACAUUGGACAACAUGGCUCCAGCACAGCUUCUCCUGGUACUGGCAGCUAGCACACUGAUCCUCGUGGAUGAAGUAGCAGCUGGCUGCCAGUCAUCCAAUCAGAUCGAGUGCAGGACUGGUGGACAAUGCAUUGAUCAAAAUCGUGUGUGCAGGUCUGGCAAUCAAUGUUCUGAUGGUUCAGAUGAAGACCCAAAAAUAUGUAAGUUCUGGACAAAUGAAGAUUCCAGAUGUGGAGUGUCAAAUUUUUAUUGCAGCGGAAGCUGUUACCAAAUUUACCAAAUGUGUGCUAGUGCUCAAUGUUCUCAACAGAUGGACCCACGAGUAUGCAAGCUGGUCAAGACUGGAAAACUCUACCUAGAACCAGAGGGCAUGAAUCUGACCAGCAGUGUGAUGCAGUUGCUGGAGACAGCUGUCAAUAGCACCCUGGUCAAGAAGUUACCAUACUGCCCCAUGCUGUACACUCGUAUUGGUGAUGAAUGUUUUGCUUUCUUCUCCCCUGCUAAGUUGCCUUGGGCUGAGUCAAGGCAGUUUUGCCAAUCCAUAUAUGGUGACCUUCUUUUCUUCAACAACUUGACAACAUUUGAUAACUUACUGGGUUAUAUGAGAAAGGCAUUGUUAACAACAGACUACUGGAUUGGUGGACGGUACGACUUAGACACCAAUGCCUGGUCAUGGGUUAAUGAUGACACCCCUAUGCCUCUGGGAUCUCCAUACUGGGCUGAAAGGUACAGCAGCUCAUGUGUUCCUCGAUCACUACCUCACACGGACCCCUUCAGCUCCCCACCUGCAGCCCUGCCUGGUGCUCCGUGUUAUAAUUACCUCCAGGCACCCAAGGAACGCACUCAAGGAUGGUGCUCUGCUUUAACCUACGAGCACUACUACUACAUCAGUGAUGAGAUUUGUCAAGAUACACAUAGCCCUCUGUGCAUCCUUACUCAUGACCAACAGUAGGAGAAAAUGAGUCAAGACUGGGCCACUCACCUACUACACCUAUCUGACAACCAAUCAGAGAGCAAAGUCUGUUUAGUAUUUUUUAAACAUCUGUUUCUCAGUGAACAAAUGAAACUACUGUACUCUUAUCAAACUUAAGUUGGUGGAUUUUACCAAGCCUUAGUUUCUAACUAAUGUUUUAGUUGUAAACUUUGAAACUUUAAUACACACAUUCCACCUCACCACACAUAUUCAACUUUACCGGUAAUACUUCCACACAUUUCAGCACAUACACUCCCUCUGCUCACAAAUACUGUAUCAAUUCAAUCUUGACAAACAUAACACAGUUCAUCUGAACACUGCCAUUUUGCAUUAACCCAAAUUAUUGAUGAAGUGUUGUAGACUAAACUUGGAUAACCAAUGUAAUUUGUUUUUUAUGGUAUGCUUUGUUGUACACUAUUAUUUGGGUAAACAAUACAAAAUAUAGCAGCAUUUCACUUUUUAUUACUUAAAAAAAUAGUAAUGUACUAUAUUGAGGUUGUGUAGACAAUCUUGGGUUUGUUACAGUACUUUAAAAUUAUACAAUUGUUCUUUAUUCACAAUGCUGAGAUUAUGAGCAAUCCUAUUGGUAGAAAAAACUAACAAAGGAUAUGCCUUAAGCUAGGAUUCCAUAUACUGUACAGUAUAUGUGUUUGCAGUUUGCGUUUGAGUUAAUUGCCCUGAAAAACGGACACCUCUGUUUCCAUAUGCAUGCAGCUGUCUUUCUAGCGGGAACAGGCUAGGAAAUAUGGCGCUUAGUGCAUUGAAGCCAAGAUGCUAUUUAUAUGAACAGGAUGAUUUGCUAUUAAACAUCUGGGUUUGUAUAAGAUCAUAUGUAAAUCAAAGGAAAAUGGACAAGGAAACAUGGAUGGUGGGUUCAUAGAUUGCUGCUGAAUUGGACCAAAUAUGGAGCCUAUAAUACUCUGGUCAAAGACCUAAGUUUCGAUGAAGAAAAAUUCAAAGAAUAUUUUCGUCUGAGCAGACAACAGUUUGCACAUAUUCUUUCCCUGGUUGAGGAGGAUUUGGUGAAACACUGCAGGAACAGAGAAGUCAUUUGCCCAAGGCAGCGACUUGCAAUAAGUAUAAGGCGAGUCAUGCUUAUAAAUAGGAAUUAAUAGGAACCGUAGAUAAAUAUUAAGUGACAAAAAUUUGUAUUCCAGUGAACCUUCACUUAAGAACAGUUGUGUAAAAAAUGUAUGGAUCUCGUAAAAUGAUAUACUGUACUAUAAAGGUUUUUAAAUAUAUAAUAUAAAUGCAUUAUAAAAAUAAGUUGGGAUAUAUUCUGAGUGUAAUCAACUUCUCAGUCUCCUCAACAGAAGACUGUUUUUUUCCUUGAGGCAUUUUGCUGGGUGAGGAGAGCAAACACAGGGAUAGUAAAGUCACAGUGUGGGAUUCCCAUGUCCGUUUCCGUGCAUUUGCGUUUUCAAUCACUACAGGGAGCGAUUGUCAUUUACUGCAAACGCAUAAUGCAACCGUGCCAAUGGAAACAACCAUGUACAUUUCAAUGUGAUCUAUUUUUGGCAAUAACGCUACUUCUAACGCAUGAAUGGAAUCCUAGUUUAAUGUGUAAAUAAGUUUGCAAAGUUCUUAUUACUCUUUUAUAAAGAAAUCUCAGAUGUCAGUCACAUACACGAGUACUUUAACUUAUGAAGUUGGGUUAAACUGUUUUAAAGGAGGGAAUGACUAUCACAAAAACAUAUGUAAACCAGCAGGAGGCACCAGCAAGUACCUUCCUUAGAACUAAACUGUUAUUUACGGUGGAACCCACUAUACUGAACUAUUCAGUUGUGAAAUUUUGUAACUGAUUUUGUAGUGUGGCAUUUUAAAAGUUUUCCAAGUAAUUUAGAAUAUGUGUAAUUUAUAUCCACAGUUAAUAUCAAACCUUUGCAUACUAUCACCUUGAAACAAUAUUAUUACCUGUAAUAUCGCAAUACAGUGUAUGUGAUUACAUUUUUACAACUGGAAAAGCAUUAAGAACAUCAAAAUGUGUGCAAUUGCAAUGCCCUAAAUAUAUAAAGCAGACACUCGUUUGCUUUAGUAUUUACCAUAGUAAUACCUUCAGAUCAUAUGAAUGUACAAGCCUGAUGGCUGUCCAGAAUAAACAUGAAGGUAUAAAAAUAAAAAAUAAAAAAAAUAAAAAUACAAUGAUAUAGACGUACAGUAAGUAAAACCUCAAUAAAUUGGACUUCAAUAUAUCAUAAUUCGCCUUUGCAGGCUCUGGGGUGCUCUGGACACCAAAAAUACUAAAAAAAUAAAAGAAAUCUUAUGAACAGAACCACACUUACUGAAUACUGCACUGUACAGUGGUCUAAUCAGAUUUGCUAUAGGCCUACUCAGAAUUAAUAUGUAAGCAGGUUGGGGCUGAUCCGGUGUUACCGUAUUUGUCAAGUUCAUUUUUUAUUGAUUCGGUAUUAUAUUCUCAUAUGAAUGGCCUCUUAUGGUUUAGGGUUCAUCAGGAUUAAUGUAACAUUUUCAGUAAUAAAGAAAAAAUACAAUACUGUAUCUAAUUUGUAAUAUGACUUGAAAAUAAAAGGAUAAGCUGUA